ACCGCUCUCAGCUAGUUCUCGACUUCGCUUGCAUUCCACCAUGUGGUUGAAAUGGUGGAAUUGAGAGCAUCAAGGGCUCAGCAAUUCUUUCCUAGGUAGGACUGAUCUCUAGACCAGCUGACAGUCAGUGCUCGAACGAACGAGCUCGAAGGUCACAAAUUCAGGGUGAGAUGGAGGGUCUCAAGAUGGAAGUCGGUGAAGCUUCAACCGCAGCGAAACAUUGGUGUCAGGAGAUGAUGGAUUUAGUGCUGCCUGGUUCCUCUGCAAGUCUGACGCUGCAGAAUUUCCUACUGGCUCUUCUGGCCGCCACCUUGUUGGUGAUUUUCAUAAUGGAAAUGAGCAAGGAGAAGCUGAGACUUCCUCCCGGGCCGUGGGCGUGGCCAAUUUUCGGGAACUGGCUUCAAGUCGGAGACGAUCUGAACCACCGGCUCAUGGCAGACAUGUCCAAAAAAUACGGGGACAUUUUUCUGCUGAAGAUGGGAGUGAAGAAUUACGUGGGAAUCUCGAGCCCGGAGCUGGCCAAGGAGGUUUUGCACACGCAGGGCGUGGAAUUCGGGUCCCGGACGAGGAACGUGGUGUUCGACAUCUUCACAGGAAACGGACAGGACAUGGUGUUCACGGUGUACGGCGAGCACUGGAGGAGAAUGCGUAGGAUCAUGACGGUGCCAUUCUUCACGAACAAGGUGGUACAGCAAUCGAGGUUCGCCUGGGAGGACGAGAUCGACCACGUGAUCAAGGAUCUGAAGGCGGACCCGGCAGCAUCCACCACGGGCUGCAUCAUCCGCCGCCGGCUGCAGCUCAUGAUGUACAACGUCAUGUACCGCAUGAUGUUCGAUCGGCGCUUCGAGACUGUGGACGACGAGCUAUUCAUCCGCCUGUCCACCGUGAACCGCGAGCGCAGCCGGCUGGCGCAGAGCUUCGAGUACAACUAUGGCGAUUUCAUCCCGCUGCUGCGCCCAUUCCUGCGCCGGUAUCUAAAACAGUGCCAGGAGCUGAAGGACAAGCGGCUGGCCAUCUUCAAGGAGUACUUCCUGGACGAGCGCAAGAAGGUCCUCGAGGCGCGCAAGGCCAAACAGCAGCAGGAGGGCGGCCAGAAGGUGGCCAUGGACUACAUCUUCGAGUCCGAAGAGAAGGGAGAGAUCAACUCCGACAACGUGCUGUACAUCGUGGAGAACAUCAACGUCGCCGCCAUCGAGACCACGUUGUGGUCGAUCGAGUGGGGAGUCGCUGAGCUGUGCAAUAACCCCGAUAUCUUCCAGAAGGUGCGCGAUGAGCUGGACACGGUUCUGGGACGUGGCAGCCUCAUCACCGAGCCGGACAUCCCUCGGUGCACGUAUUUGACGGCGGUGGUGAAGGAGGUGAUGCGCCUGCACAUGGCCAUUCCGCUGCUGGUGCCGCACAUGAACCUGCACAAGGCCAAGCUCGGAGGUUACGACAUUCCGGCGCAGAGUAAGAUCCUGGUCAACGCCUGGUGGAUCGCCAACGAUCCCCGCCACUGGCAAGAGCCCGAGCGCUUCAACCCCGACCGGUUCCUGCACGGGUCGAUCGACGCUGCCGGCAGCGACUUCCGCUUCCUUCCCUUCGGCUCCGGCCGCAGGAGCUGUCCCGGCAUCAUCGUCGCCAUGCCCUUGCUGCACCUGGUUUUGGGUCGCCUCGUCCAGUGCUUCGACCUCUCGCCUCCCCCUGGCGUGGACAAGAUCGACAUGUCCGAGAAGGGCGGACAGUUCAGUCUGUUCAUUAAGAACCAUUACAAUAUCGUGGUGAAGGAGAGGACGGACUGAUGAAUUCGAGUAUGCUUAUCCGAUCGAUUGCCUCGACGGCCACGUUCCCCAGAGUAUGGAUCGAAUCACUCGGCUCCGUUCAUCAUUUUGGGUUUUGAUGCCUUCUAUCUUCUUAUAUAUUCUGGUGCAAUUUGAAGACGAGUUUCCAUUCGCCACAUUGGCGUCGGAAGUAGGACGUUUUAGGACCAUCUUUCGGGCUGAAGGUAGAAUUGCAUUAGGCAGAAUAGGUCUCAGUCUUUCUUAGGAAUAUUGUUUGUCCAUUACGGACUCCGGGUCAAUUUUGUUGUAACAACAUAUGUUGCUCAAUGAGUGACCAUUUGAAAUCAAUAUAGUCUGAUCAUGACUGCAUCGGAUACGAAGUUAACAUUGCUCA
Molecule: messenger RNA, 2154 nt
Organism: Marchantia polymorpha subsp. ruderalis
Lineage: Eukaryota; Viridiplantae; Streptophyta; Marchantiopsida; Marchantiales; Marchantiaceae
Source: the annotation of a GenBank genome assembly